GGGCAGCCAGCUGGGGCGAGUUAAGUGGCGGCGGCGGGGACCGGGACCGCCGGCUGCCCGGCUGCCGCUCCCCAGAGCUUUAGCCUUGGCUUUUUUGAUUUCUUAUUUUUUUCUCCUCCAUCCUCGGCGUUUGGCACUUUUCAAACAGCAGCGCCCCGCUGAGCGCGGCGCGGACCGAGCCGCCCCGGGGGCGCUGCAGGCGGCGGUGGCGCGGGGAGCGAUGCUGCCUGCCCGCCCGGGCUCCCCGCCGCCCGCCCGGGCUCCCGGAGCCGCCUGACCCGCGGGUAAGGGAGCGCUGCAUGCAGGCGCGACCCGGAGGCAGCGCUUGCCAUGUGUGCUGGUAGCGCCCGGCUGCGGCAGCGCCCGGGGCCCGGCACCGGGUAGGUCGGGGCGGCACCGGGCACGGCCCCCGCCGCCACCAUGGUGAAGGAGGAGUGCAAGGCGCUGCUGGACGCGCUCAACAAGGUGACCGCCUGCUACCGGCACAUGGUGCUGACCAUCGGCGGCACCUCGGACUCCCAGAACCUGCGGGAGGAGCUCAAGAAAACCCGGCAGAAAGCUCAGGAGCUGGCGGUGGCCAACAGGAACAAGCUCACCACGGUCCUGAAGGACAAAAGCGUGAGUAAGGAAGAUAAAGCCGAGUUCGAGAGACUAUGGGUGAUUUUCUCCACGUGCCUAGAGAUCCUGGAGAUCGAUAUGAGGAGAGCCCUGGAGCUGGGCCACGAGUUCCCGCUGAACGUCCCCAAAAAACACCUGAUCCAGACGGGCAUGAGCGGCGGAACCUCCGGCGUGGCCGCCCGCGCCAUGAGCGUCCAGAACAUGAAAUACGAGGCCGAGCACAACAUAGACGUGGUGGAUUUGAAAGACCUCGAGAACGAGAUCAACCAGGUAGGAGAGAUGAUGUACGAGAUGGAGAUGAAGGUCAAUGUUCCCCAGUGGACAGUAGAGGCUAAGCAAGACCCAGGGGCUGAACUGAAAUCCACCAUCAGCGUGGGCGCUUCCUCUAUUGGCAUGAUCUCUGUGGAGGAAAAUAAAUCCUUCUGCGAUAUCAGCAAGGUUCUAGCUGGGAUUAUUUUCACUGCUGUGCUCAUUAUCGCUAUUGUCCUGGCAGUGUGUGUGGUAAAACUGUCUUAGGGUGGUGCAAGCUCUGACAGGAGCGACCCCUCUCCAGCCUGUCUCUGGAGUGUUUCAUGCCUCACCUUCACUUCCAAAGUGUGUCACUUGGAUGAGCUGAGAAUUUUAAACGAGCACUUGAAAGAACAAAGCAGAACUUUUGCCUCUGGAUAGCCUAAAACGCACUAUUUGUUUCUUCAUGCUUUUUGAAGAAAAGGGAUGCAAAUCAAACUGCAGAAUAGAAUGUCUUCGUUUACUGGACUUGUAACAGUUAAGCGAAGUACCAGGGUAUUAUCACUACUGGCUGUAACAGGGAUUUGCCUGCUAUUAAUAGGUCACUCUUCUCAGAAGCCUGUGGUUUUUGUUCUUCACUAGGCUCUGGUGUUUGCUGCUGGUCACUGUUUACAGUAUUGGAGGGUAACAUAAAUUUGAUGGCUAACAUGGGUGUUUAGUCUGACCAAAUGAAUAGAAUGCUUUUUUUCCAUCAAAUAAAAAACGUAUUUCUUGAGCAGAAGAAAGGGCUAAGGAUGAAAACCUCAAUAAAAGAAUGGAGCCAACCUCUGUUUUAAAUAAGUUAAUGGUUGGGGAGGUGGGAGAAAACAGAAUGAUGUUUGAUACCAAGUACUGUUUGUUGAUUUAGACUGGAUUGUGUGGAACCCAGUUGCAUGAAUUGGCACAGCAUAUGUCAAUGACUAAUCGCUUUCCAAGUCCAGAGAGAAAAAAGGGAGAGUUGCGUAUUCAGAAAAAUACUAGCAAGCCUCAUGGUUUUCAUUCACAUUUACCACGAUUUUAUCUUUCCCUGCAGAAAGACUGAUUCUUGCUACUGAUUUUAAUUUUUCUUUCUGAAGCAGCAAUUUGUACUCCCUGAUUAACUAUGAGAACAGAAGCAAUGAAUCUACCCACAGCAGCAGAUGCAGUCACAUGGGAAAAUAGAUUUUAACAAAGAGAAAUGAUGUUGUUAAAGCAGACUUUCCCAAUGGGAUCCCCUCUCCUGUUGACAGGGAGGGACUGAUGCUUGUAUGUGUACAGCCACAUUUCUGCAAGUUCCCAAACUGCAGAAAUCCAGACAAAGCUAAAAAUGUAUCUCAGUUUCACAUCUCAGUCAUGUCUGAUUAAUCAUCUGGGAAACAGGAAGCCUGUAGGAUUGGUCCCAUUUGAUAACACUACAAUUCUGGAAGGGAAAUGCAACAGCAUAAAACUUUCUAGUGCUUCCCUGUGGAAUUGUCAACAUUUUCAUAUAAAACUGUGGGAACAUACACUUACUUAGCAGAGAAGCUUUACAAUAUUUUGUAAAAAGGAUUUAUGUGUUAUGGUAUUUAUUAUUUACUUCUGGAAAUACCUUCUAGUGCUGUGAACACAUACUGUCCAUUCAGGAAUGCUUGGUACAUGUGCUACAGUGCCAUAGGUGUAUGGGGCACUCCACAGCCAAAUAUAAAGACCCCAAAAUACUGGGGGUUUAAGAAGUAAUUUUUCUUCAUUGACUAUUACAGGAACAUUAUCAAAAAGUAAUAAUCUGACAUGUUUUGUGAACAGUCUUCAUGCUUGUUAAAUAAAAUUGACAACAUGCAUAAACACCUAGUAUUUUUUAAUAUUUUUGAGUUAAGAACUAAACACACUUCAAAAAACUGCAGCAAACAGUUUAAUCUUUAAAACUUAACUGGAUUUAUGGGGUGGGGGAAGUGUAUUUGAAUCUGGUCACUUGUAGCUGAGGAAAAAAAAAAUAAAUGGAGGCCUGAAUGCAAAGCUAUAGAUUAUCCUUAUGUUGAAGGAUAAUGUGAGCUCUGCACAUUGGUCCAGUCUAACUCCAUUCUCUCAGGAAUUCAGAGUGUUCCAAGACAACUCCACAUUCCUUUCUGUUGUGUCUCACUCAUUCCACAGAAUAUGUUUUAUAUGUAGCUAAUCUACGUCUGUAGAGAUCCCUGACAGCUUUCUAAGAAAGCCAGGUCUGUAUUUAUCGGUGCUACAGUUCCAGCCUGCCUAGACAAGGUGUAAUUGCUGAGUGUUCAUUUAAACUGGAUGAUCUCCUUCACAACCACAAUAAGUAAACAUAUUUAAGGAAAAUACAGAAAAAGCUGCAGAAGAAUGUACCUAUUUGGAUUGCCACCUCUUGUCAUUAAGGACCUGUGGAUGUUUUCACUUUUUGCACUCUCCCUAAGUUCACAAGAAGGCAGAGAAGCCACUGGGGUCUGUUCUGUGCUUCCUGAAAACUCCAUAAACCUUGUGAAAUCAGACAUUUAACCACAUGUUCUCAAACCCCCAAGUCAUGAAUGCAAGUCUGUUUUCUGGUGGCUACAUAAAUGGUAACAAUGACAACAUUCAUUAUCUUUUAUCUUGGUAUCUUCCACACAUCUAACCAUAGAUAAACAGUUUAUCCAUGCUUAGUUGUGUAGAAGAAUUUUUAAGACUAGGACAUCUUUGAAAGUAAGCGUCAUUGGGUUGGUAAACUGUUACAUUUUCAGUCCAUUGCAGUUUUGUUUUUUUUUACUUGGAUUUUUUAAUAUAGGACUCAAAGAAUUCAUAUAAAUAGCCUAUAUAAGUAUGUAAGUCUUGCUUUAUUAUGAAUAUGCACACAAUUAAUAUUUAAAGGUUUGGCCUUGGAAAAAGAAUUCUCAAAUCUUAAGACAAAGUUGGCUGCAAAUUAAUUCAUGUAUGUUCCUAAUUAAUUCAGGUAUGUUCCUAAAAAUCUGUAUGAUCUUAUAUUUAGCCUAUCUGAAAUUAACAGAUUAAGUAGAAUUCUAACAGAGGACUGGCACUGUCUAGAUGGAUAAAGUGCUGCCACUCAUCUCCUACACGUGUUUGUUCCACAUGACAGAGUUUGGCACGACACUGCUCAAAACCAAAACUAAAUGAAACCUCCAUUGCCCAAAAGUACAGAGGCUUCCUUUAAAUUAAGAAAUAGAGAUAUAGAUUUACAGUCUUCAUUUUUUCCCCUACUGGAAUGCAACUGGAAGGAGACUGGAAAUGCUACUCUGUAAGUGAAAAAUGGGAAUUCAUACUUCAAAAUACUCUGUAUUGAAACAGCAUGAUGAAAAAGCACAUAUUCUCAUGUUGAUUGGUGAGAAUGUCAUUAUAGUACAUGAGAAGAUGGUCAUUGCUUAAUUAAUAUCAAUGUUGAUCUACUUCAGCUCUUUUGUCUUUAUUCACAGAAUAUGCAUAUUAAAUUUGCUGUAUAGUAAAAUCUUACUCCUGACUUGAUUUACACUGGUUUUGCCUGUGCAUGGGUGGUAUUUUCUACACUUUGAAUAAUGCAAACCUGUUACUGUCACUAUUUAUUUAACUUAAAAUAAAGUACUUCCUUAUAACUUA
Molecule: messenger RNA, 4419 nt
Organism: Motacilla alba alba
Lineage: Eukaryota; Metazoa; Chordata; Aves; Passeriformes; Motacillidae
Gene: RGS9BP
Product: regulator of G protein signaling 9 binding protein
Exons: 1
Coding region: 421-1134 (237 amino acids)
Biological process (GO): G protein-coupled receptor signaling pathway; detection of light stimulus involved in visual perception
Cellular component (GO): neuron projection; photoreceptor outer segment
Source: RefSeq, a predicted model, not a curated record